AUGGAACAAUAUCUUCAUAUAUUUAAAAGUUUUCGUGUACCAGGCGUAGAAAAAGAUCAUGUGUAUCCUUAUAAAACAGAGACACAGCCAUCAAAAAAUGAGCACAUAAUUGUAGUAUACCAAAAUGUAUUUUACACACUUGAUGUUGUUAUUGAUUACCAAGAAAUCAACGAAGAAAAUAUAUAUUUAUCACUAAAAAAUAUCGUGAAAAUGACAAAUGAAAAUUCAGAUCAUGGCAUUGGCAUACUAACAACGUUACCGAGGCGUAUGUGGGGCACUAUACGAAUGGACUUGUUGAAAAAAGAAAAUUUACAGAAGUUACUGUCUUGCCAGAAUGAAACGAUUAUGUUACCAGCAAGAUGUUGGUCAUUUCAGCUGCCCGUGAGAUCAUUAGUUCUUGAUGAGGUGCACUGUGGAAAAGCCGGUCAAAAUUAUGAUUGGUUAAACCGUGAAACAACCCUAUUUGUGAUCGCUCUAUUGAUGUGCCCCUUGGAAAAGGUAAUUGUGAGCUCUAACGGUACGUGGGGUUUAAAUAUAGAGCACUCCUUAAUUGAUGGUAUUGUAUCACAAAAAAUAGCUGAAUAUUUAUAUAGAUAUGUGUAA
Didymodactylos carnosus is the source of this 603-nucleotide messenger RNA. The record is from the annotation of a GenBank genome assembly. Lineage: Eukaryota; Metazoa; Rotifera; Eurotatoria; Philodinida; Philodinidae.